AUGAGCGCACCCGACCACUCGCCCAUAGCGUCUACCUCGGCCCUCGAGCCCCCACCUCAGCUCGCCUCGUUCGCCUCGCUCGGCGUCGAGCCCUUCCUCGUGCGCGCACUCGCCGCCAUGGCCAUCCGCAAGCCCACCGCAGUCCAGGCGGCGUGCAUCCCGCCCAUCCUCAAAGGCGCCGACUGCAUCGGUUCCGCCCAGACUGGUUCCGGCAAGACGAUCGCCUUUGCCCUCCCGAUCCUCCAGGGCCUCGCGCGCGACCCGUACGGCUUCUACGCCAUCGUCCUCACCCCGACUCGAGAACUCGCGUUCCAGAUCUCGGAGCAGUUCCGCGUCCUCGGCGCCGCCGUUAACCUGCACUCGACCGUCAUCGUGGGCGGCAUGGACAUGAUGACCCAGGCCAUCGAGCUCCGCAAGCGCCCGCACGUCCUCAUUGCCACCCCGGGCCGACUCGUCGACUUGAUCAAGAGCAACCAGGGCGAGUGGAGCCUCAAGCGCGUCAAGUACCUCGUCCUCGACGAGGCCGACCGUCUUUUGACGCCGACGUUCGCCCCCGAGCUGUCGUUCAUCAUCGACCAGCUCCCGUCGCACUCGGAGCGCCAGACCCUCCUGUUCACCGCCACCGUCACCGACCCGGUCCUCGCGCUCCAGUCCAAGCCCCAGGCGCCGGGCAAGCCCAAGGUGUUUACGCACGUCAGCCGCGACAUGAUCACGACGCCGGCGGGCUUGACGCAGCGCUACGUCUUUGUCCCGAGCCAGGUCAGGGAGACCUACUUGACGUACCUCCUCCUGCACCUGACGGACCUCACGGGUGCACAACCGCUCCACGCCGCCGCGCCACCUGUCGAAGAUUCGUCGCGAGGCAAGCGCAAUGGCGGCGGUGGCGGCAAGCGCUCGACGACGACCUCGACCGACGCCGAUUCGACGCCCUCCCUCCCGCAAACCAUCCUCUUCGUCGCGCACUGCCGCACCGCCGCCCUCCUCCACGCGCUCUUCUCAUCCCUCCCCUCGCCAAUCCCCUGUACCGCCCUCCACUCGCACCUGUCGCAGUCGGAGCGCCUCGCGUCGCUGUCGACGUUCCGGCGCCAGGCGGUCCCGCUCCUGAUCGCGACCGACGUCGGCUCGCGCGGCCUCGACAUCCCCGAGGUCGCCGUCGUCGUCAACUGGGAGGUGCCGCGCGUCGCCGACGACUACGUGCACCGCGUCGGUCGCACGGCGCGUGCGGGCAGGAAGGGCACGGCGGUCACGUUCGUCACAGAGGGCGACGUCGAGCUCGUGCAGGGGCUCGAGGAGCGCAUCGGGACCCAGCUCGAGGAGCUCGAGCUGCCUGAGGAGCCGGUGCUCGAGCUUUUGAGCGCCGUGUCGAUGGCAAAGCGCAUGGCCAACAUGGACCUGAGCAAGGACGGCUUUGGCGCGCGGCAGGAGAACAACCGCAAGAAGCACGGCGGCGGCGGCGCGAGGGACAACAACAAGAGCGCGCAGGCGGCGGGCAAGGGCGGCGCGGUCAAGGGCAAGCGUGUGGGAGCGGGAGCGGGAGCAGGGGCGGGCAAGAAGGGCAGCGAGCGCGUGAGGAGCGAGAGGGGCGCGCAGGCGAGGGUCGAGAAGGCGCUCUGA
Molecule: messenger RNA, 1614 nt
Organism: Rhodotorula graminis WP1
Lineage: Eukaryota; Fungi; Basidiomycota; Microbotryomycetes; Sporidiobolales; Sporidiobolaceae
Exons: 5
Coding region: 1-1614 (537 amino acids)
Molecular function (GO): RNA helicase activity; nucleic acid binding; ATP binding
Source: RefSeq, a predicted model, not a curated record